Molecule: messenger RNA, 6938 nt
Organism: Labrus mixtus (cuckoo wrasse)
Lineage: Eukaryota; Metazoa; Chordata; Actinopteri; Labriformes; Labridae
Product: rho guanine nucleotide exchange factor TIAM2-like
Exons: 23
Coding region: 134-4705 (1523 amino acids)
Biological process (GO): small GTPase-mediated signal transduction; activation of GTPase activity; positive regulation of axonogenesis
Cellular component (GO): synapse; membrane
Molecular function (GO): guanyl-nucleotide exchange factor activity; protein binding
Source: RefSeq, a predicted model, not a curated record
AGGGAGAGAGAGAGAGAGAGGGCAGCUGGAGGCGACAGAGCGAGCUUCAGUAGAGAGAGAGAGAGAGGAGGCAGAGGACGGAGUAUGAAGGAGACGCAGAGUUUCUGUUUAUGAAAACUACAAAACGGUAGCGAUGGGAAACACAGACAGUCACAGCGGCUUCGUCCCACCUGCCAAAACCCCUGGCUCGCUCUGCGUCGCCUCCAAGAGGGAGGAGGUGCCGUCGGCUCGUAGCUGGUGGAGGAACAACCAGGGAGGGGGCAGGUCCAGGGGGAGGAGUUACCAGAACCAGAACACCACCUGGCACUAUGACCACGCCCCCAGAGACUUGGCGAGAGGAGGAGCUAAACUGGGAGCUGGAUCUCCUCAGAAGUUCAGGAGUCAGUUUGGAUUCUUGGAGAACGGAGGAGGAAGUAAUGGGAUUUGUGGGGAGCGCACGUCUUUACAGAGCGGUGGCAGCGGCAGCCCAAAGGUGCUGCUCAGCAAAGAUGGCAGCAUGAGGGUGGAGUUUACCAAGACCAGGGUCGUCGCCAUGGAGACACAGGGACUCAACGGAUUGGCCGCCACCUCCUUGACUGCGACCCCGGUCGGUGACGCCUCGCUCCGCACCAGCAAGGGCAGUUCACUCAGCUCAGACGGCUCCUGGUACGACUCUCCGUGGGGGAGUGGCGGCGGCGGCGAGCUCGCUGACAACGUAUUCAUGAGUGUGGUGAACAGCAGCGGAUACACGGCCUUCUCUUCCGCCCCCGCAGAGGAGAAAGCCACCUCUAACGGUGGGUUUAACACCUUUUUCUCAGCGCCCGGAUUUACCUCGAGUCUCCUCUUCCCCGCCGCCGAGACGAGCGAGUUCCCCUCCUCCUCCACGGGAUACAAUACCUGCUCCUCCGGACGGACGGAGGACAGCGGCAUCGGGGACUCUCUGAUCCUGCAGCCCGACCUGACGGACUUCAGCGUGGACGACAUUUACUCCAGCCACAACACGCUGCCCGCUUUCCCCACCCAACCUGACGUCUCCCUGCAGCAGCAAAGGACCGCGCCCUCCUCCGCCUCCUCCUCAUCGGUGCUGCUAGAUGAUGUCAUCCAGGAGGAGGAGGGGUCAGGAGGAGGAGGCGUGGAGAAGUGUUACUCUUCCAUGACACUUCCCUGUCGUAGGACCGCCCCCCUCAGCACCUCCGCCGCCUCCGUCACCUCCGGGAACGGCCGCAAAGACUUCCUGAAGAGUCGAAUCAGGCAACUCAGCGACUGGACAGGAAGUCUGAGCAGGAAGAAGAGGAGGAUUCAGGAGCCGUACGGCAGCGACAACGGUGAUGUUUUCACAAACGGGCUGGACUCUGGGCUGGGAGGUAGCAGCACCCUGUGGUCCUGCAACCCUCUCCACUCUCUGAACCAAAACCAGAACCAGUUCCCACCAGUUCACUCCUCCAGAAACCAGAUCCAGAGCAGUGACGCCCAGCGGCAGAACGUCUACCAAAACUUCAUGCAGGAGCUGGAGACAGGCUGCAGCAGCGCCGCAGACCGGACCGAGCCGUCAGAGGGGGAGGGGGAGGGGGGGGAGGAAGAGGAAGAAGAGGGGGAGGAGGAGAUGGACGGGGAGGUGGAGGUCGGAGGAGGGGAGCAGCUGGACGUCCUGUUUGAGAAGGAGCAGGGCGUGGUGAGACGGGCCGGAUGGCUCUCUUUUAAAGCUCUCGUUGCCGUCAACAAGGACAGGAAGCUGGAGCUGGUGGCUCGCCGCAAGUGGAGACACUACUGGGUCACUCUAAAAGGUUGCACUCUUCUGUUUUACGACACGUACGGGAAAACCCUCAGCGCUGACCAGGAGCUGUCUCCUCGAUACGCUCUGCUGGCCGACGACAGCAUCGUCCAGGCCGUCCCCGAACACCCGAAGAAGGAACACGUCUUCUGUCUGAGCAAUGCACACGGAGACGUCUACCUGUUCCAGGCCACCAACCAGACCGACCUGGAGAACUGGGUGACGGCGAUCCACUCGGCGAGCGCCUCCUUGCUGGCGAAGCGUCAGGGGAAGGAGGACACGCUGCGUCUCCUGCGCUGCCAGAGCCGCUCGCUGCUGCACAAGAUCGACAUGGACGGGAAGAUGAAGAAGAUGGCUGAGCUGCAGCUGUCCGUCAUCAAGGAGCAGAAGAACAGGAAGGCCGUGGAGAGCCAGAUUCAGCAGUGGGAGCAGAACCUGGAGAAGCUGAACCUGGAUCUGUUCCAGUUGAGGUGUUACCUGUCCAGCCUGCAGGGUGGCGAGCUCCCCAACCCCAAGAGCCUCCUCGCCGUGGCCAGCCGGCCCUCCAAGAGCAUGCUGGGACGUCUGGGAGUAUUCUCUGUGUCGUCAUUCCACGCCCUGGUGUGCAGUCGAGAUGAGGAGGUGUUGAGGAGGAGGUGGAGGUCUCUGUCAGGAGGAGGCAGCAGGAGGCGGGGCCUGCCGUCCUCUCUGAAGGUUCUGGAUGGAGCGAACAGACGCAGCAGAGACGGCAGACACUCCACGUCCCAGACAGCCGACUGUGCGUCCAAUCAGAGUGAGGCGGCGCCCUCUGCAGGCCGUCCAGCAGCUCUACAGGUGAGCGAUGAUCCCGCUCCUCCCCUCGAUGUCUUCACGCUGAGUGUUUCUCGACACGACGCCGCAGACGACUUCGGUUUCGCGGUGACGGGUCACGUGGACGGAGCGGGGAGGAGUCACAUCUACGUGAGCGAGGUGGAGCGGCGAGGACUGUCGGCACGAGAAGGCCUCAGGGCGGGCGACGAGGUCCUGGCUGUGAACGGGCUCUCCGUGUCCGGUCUGGAUCUGGACCUGAUGCAGAGUCUCUUCAGCCACCAGAAGCUCCAGCUGCUGCUCCGGAGGGACGAGUCCCCCGACCCCGAGGAGCCGGACGCCGUCUGGCCUGACCCUGGUGACCCCGGCCUGCCCCCAUCCCACACUAACCCUAACCCCCAGACCUGGACCAACGACUCUUCAUCUUCUCUUCCCGCUCCACACGGCGGCCAGCUUCCUGUUUCUGACCACGUUUCAUCCAGACCGUCUGAAGACGCCGAGCUGCAGAACGUGGAGCGGGUCUACUCUCUUUACCAGACUUUCCCAGAAUGCCAAGCAGCGGAGGCGGAUGUUCCCAAGAACCCGUACAGCAGAGAGGCGGGUCUUCAGCCUCCGAGCCCCGCCCACCUGAGCGUGUGUCAGCGCCUUCGUAAAGUCGUCCAGGAGCUGGUGGACACGGAGAAGUCCUACGUCAAGGACCUGGUGUGUCUGUUUGACGUCUACCUGACUCCUCUGCAGCAGGAGACGUUCCUCAGUAAAGAAGAGAUGGAGGCGUUGUUCGGAUGUCUGCCUGAGAUGUUGGACUUCCAGAAAGUCUUCCUACAAACGCUGGAGGAGAGGAUUGCUUCCUGUCCGAACUUCAGCCACCUGGAGACGCCUGCACAGUUCAAGAAACUCCUCUUCUCGUUGGGAGGAUCUUUUCUUUACUACGCCGACCAUUUCAAGCACUACAGCGGCUUCUGUGCAAACCACAUCAAAGUGCAGAAAGUUCUGGAAAGAGCGAAGACAGACGCAGCCUUCAAACACUUCCUGGAGGCGAGGAAUCCGACCAAUCAGCACUCGUCGUCUCUGGAGUCGUACCUGAUCAAACCGGUUCAGAGAGUCCUGAAGUAUCCGCUGCUGCUCCGAGAGCUGGCGUCCCUGACCGACCCCGAGAGCCCCGAACACACACACCUGACAGAGGCGCUGCGGGCGAUGGAGAAGGUGGCGAGUCACAUAAACGAGAUGCAGAAGAUCUACGAGGAUUACGGCUGUGUGUUCGACCAGCUCGCUGCGGAGCAGAGCGGGGCUGAAAAACAGGAGAUCUCGAUGGGGGAGUUUCUGGUCCACUCGCCGGUGGUUUGGUUGAAUCCUCUUCCUUCUCUAGGCCGUCUGAGGAAAGAUCCAGAGAUCACUCUGUUCGUGUUCAAACGAGCCGUCAUCCUGGUGUACAGAGAGAACAAACUGAAGAAGAGGAUGACCGGAUCUCGCUCAGCGGAUCUAGACCCCUUCAGGUUCCGCUGGUUAAUUCCAGUGUCAGCGGUUCAGGUCAGACCGGCCAACAUCACAGGCUCAGAGAACCCGUGUGUUUGGGAGCUGGUUCACAGCCGGUCGGAGGUGGAGGGACGACCAGAGACCGUGUUUCAGCUCUGCAGCAGGAGUUUGGAUUCGAAGGCGAGCGUGCUGCGUGCUCUGCGCUCCCUCCUCAGAGAGCGAGCGCCCACCGGCUCUCUGAGGAGGAGCAGGCUGUCGACAGCAGAGAGAGGCGGCUCCUGGAGGAGGCGCCAGCAGCAGCAGCGAUGUCGCUCCGACAAGCAGAGGACAACUCCCCGCCAGUCAGAGGAGAGCUGCAGAUCGGUCCUCGGGGAGACGUGCUCGGAGCCGCUGCUGCCCAGUCGCUCCUCCUCCUCGGACCCCUCGGGGAAGAGGAGCAGACUGUGCUCCCUGACCAGCGAGCUGGAGGCUCAGCUGCAGAGGCUAAACUUCACAGAGGAGGCUGAGAGAGGAGGAGGAGGGGGAGGGGCUUACAGGGAGGAGGAGAAGAGGCGGAGCUCCAGUGUUGUGGACUGUGGCGGUCAGCUGGAGAGAGACUUCAGCAUUCAGAGUCUGACCUCCAUCAUCAACGAGGACUGUUUCUACGACAACAUGCUAGGGAUGCAACAGGCGUCUGUGCCCUCGCUUCAGGGCUAAGCUAACGUGCUAACUCCUUAAAUCAAAGCUGAGCUGGAUUUAAAUCUGACCUCGACUAACAGGAAGUUCUCAAAAGCUGAAGGAUUCAAACUGAGGAAUAAAAUCUUGAAAAGUGUCGAGACAGCACGACCUUCAACAGCUUUCUGAACGACCUCGAGUUUGAUAAGAACAAUAGCUUUAACGUCUGGAGAGGAGCCUUUACCAGCCUUACCUCAACUCUGUUCAAGUUAAAUGCAUCAGGAUCGCUCAGCGUGUAAGUGUGCAACGUGUAACGGACACGACUGCUGGGAACUUCCACAUUUCUUCUUCAGACACGUCGUGGAACUUCAGCGAGAGAAACGCACAGUCACAGUUUACCAGGUUCAAGAUGCACAUGAACUAAAGUGACCUCCACAGAAACCAUCAGACAACACGUCACCAUCCACAAACUCAGAUGUUUUUUUAAACACCUUGAGAGGACGAGGACGGCGUUCAGGUGGAACACAGAAAACACGACUCCAUUCGAUUGAUUAAAAAACGUAAAGAAUGUAAGAAAAGACGGGUUUGAUGAAGAAACACAAUCACUGUGAGCAGAAAAAAAUGAAGACAUUAAAGUGUUUCAAAUAAAAGAGACAAAAUGUUUAGAGAGUGCAUUCUGAAAUUUCAGAGGAAAAUUUUAAAAUAUUUAAUUCUACAUUAAAAAGUGUUCAAAAAUAAAAUUUUAAGAGGUUUUAGAAUAUAAAAAAACGUUUUCUAAGAGUGUAUAUCAGUAUGACACGAGAGGUCAGAGUUCAGUCUCUGACGCUCGAUUCAUUUAUGAAUUCACUUUUGAAAUCUUCAAUUCGACUUUUUUCUACGUCAAACAUUUACUUAUUUAUUUCUAUUUAUGAAGAUUUUUCAUUUAUUUAAGCUACAGUAAGCAAAAUGAAAAUAAUAAACAUAAAUCUAAAUCAUCCUUUUGUAUUAAAAUUCAACUUUGUCCCGUAUAAUCACCUUGCCUUUUUAAAUUUUACAAAAUGAAGCCCUUGUUUUUACAUUUUGAUUUUUUUGAAGUUUGAAGUUUUAUUUUCUUAUCUAAUCCAUCAAAAAGUUUUUCCUUUUCCUCCUGAAAUGUUGAAGCUUUUCAUUCGCUUUAAGUCCCCAUGAAAUAAAAAGUUCAUGUUCCUGUUACACGUUCAUUUAUCUGCAGAAUAUAUUUCAACAAAACAUCAUCUGAGUAUUUGUAGAGAUAAAUAUUUUUAGUUUCUCUUACUGUAAAACGUUUCAAAUGUCUGAUGACUCAUCCUGCACUCGGGCCUUAACUAAUUUUUCAACCAAUUAAAAAGCUAUGUCGAAGCAAACGAUCCAAUCAAAUUCAUCCCAAAGUUAUGCCCCGCCUCCAAUCUUCUGAUUGGUUCUAUCCCGAUUGAGCUGGUAUUACCUCACGGCGCGACAGCUAGAGCGUCUUGAAGUUCUGUUCUAAAUUACGACUUAAAUCUUGUUAAAAAAAAGUGUUUAAUUUCUAAAAGUCUACAAACAUCCCUCUCUGAGUCGUGACACUUUUUUCACAUUACAAACCAACUUUUCCUUUUAAACGUUUUCACAUAAACUGGAUUAUUAUUUUAUUAUUUGAUGUUGUUACUCGUCCUCACAGUGAUGCUGAAACUCUGGAAGUUUUCUUUUAGUCUCAGGAGAAGAUUUAAAAACCAAAUCGAUGAAAAUGUGUUCAAACCUUUAAAAAGAGACUUCAUGAUGGAAUCAAAAGAAAACCUGCUUUUUGUUUUUCUGAAAUCGCCCGGUGGAUUAAACGUUUCUACGAGGACCAAAAACAUCUUUUUGACUUCAGGACUUUUGUGUUGUCUCCAGGAUCUAUAAAACAUUUCCUACCUGAUCUCUCUGGUCUGGAGGUCACUUCUCUCCUCCGCUGAUGUCGGACAUUUCUUUCUUUUCUUUGCUGCACUCGGCUGCUCGUUGUAAAUACCUUCUUGUACAGUUUGCAGUUUUCUGUGUCGCAGAUAUUCUCUUGACAAAAGCAGUUUGAAGUUUAAAUAUCUGAAGCUGCUGGAUCGGAUCAAAGCCUUCGUGUAUCUGUCAGUUUGUAUUUUUGUAUUUAUAUAUUUUGUUCCUGAAGCUGUUUUCAUUUAAAAUAAACUUUUCACGUUAUUUUUAUUAUUAAGUGUUAAACUAUUUUGGUAAUUUAUUUUCUUAAAUAUUUGUGUACAUCUUUUUUUAUGACGUGAUAAUGUUCAAUAAAUUACAAAGUAUUUAAUUCAAA